AUAUUGAAUCUCGCGUAGAAUCUCGUUCUAAACUUCCUUUUCCGGUGUGCAGCCAUCUUGAAUCACAAAGAUGUUGAUGCCCAAGAAGGCCCGUAUUGCCGUGUAUGAACACCUCUUUAAAGAGGGUGUUAUGGUGGCCAGAAAAGAUUUCAUUGCACCAAAACAUCCAGAACUUGACAAUGUUAGGAAUCUGUACGUGAUUAAGGCAAUGCAGUCUCUCAAGUCCAGGGGAUAUGUAAACGAACAGUUUGCAUGGCGUCACUACUACUGGUAUUUGACCAAUGAGGGAAUCCAGUAUCUGCGGGACUUUCUUCACCUGCCGCCUGAGAUCGUGCCCUCUACACUUAAAAGACAAGCACGGCCAGAGGCUGCUCGAGCUGUCCGACCAAAAGGUCCGGAGGGCCCAAGAUCAGGUCCUGGAGCAGCAGAUAGAGCAGAAUACAGAAAAGCUGGACCACCUGGAGUUGACAAAAAAUCAGAAGUUGGAGCUGGUGCAGACCCAAGUUUUAACUUCAGAGGUGGUUUUGGCAGAGGAAGGGGAGCACCACAACAGUAAAUGGGAUUGUGGGAGACUUAUAAACUUGGUAUCACUGUACAGAGAAAUUACAUACAGGACUCUGAUUUUUCAUCUUAAUGAGACAGAAGAUUCUGCAACAAUUUGCAUAAGUGUUCUAAGUAAGCAAAAAAAUUAAUAAAACUAAAAAAAAAGGAGAAUCUUCAAUAAGGAAAUGUU
Lingula anatina is the source of this 733-nucleotide messenger RNA. Its product is annotated as small ribosomal subunit protein eS10-like. The record is from RefSeq and is a predicted model, not a curated record. Lineage: Eukaryota; Metazoa; Brachiopoda; Lingulata; Lingulida; Lingulidae. Gene Ontology annotation, molecular function: structural constituent of ribosome; RNA binding. Gene Ontology annotation, cellular component: cytosolic small ribosomal subunit.